Messenger RNA from Topomyia yanbarensis, 661 nucleotides. RefSeq names its product mesencephalic astrocyte-derived neurotrophic factor homolog (gene Manf). The coding region runs from base 91 to 606 and encodes 171 amino acids. Gene Ontology annotation, biological process: dopaminergic neuron differentiation; neuron projection development. NCBI's taxonomy places the organism in Eukaryota, Metazoa, Arthropoda, Insecta, Diptera, Culicidae. Gene Ontology annotation, cellular component: endoplasmic reticulum. The record is from RefSeq and is a predicted model, not a curated record. The transcript has a single exon.
CAUUGCUAAUCAUAUACGUUUCUUGCUCUUGAGUUUCUUGUUGGAUUUCUGGUUAGUUCUUUUUCCACGCCUUCACCAAGAACAUCCGAAAUGAAUGGAUAUAUUUCCAUUGUUCUUUGCCUAUUACUUCCGUUAGAAAUUGUGCUAGCGCUUCAAAAUGGUGAUUGUGAGGUCUGUGUUAAAACAAUUGAAAAGUUUGCCGCGACAUUAGACGAAUCGACCAUCAAAAGUACCAGCCGGAUCGAAGAUGAAUUCCGACGUUUCUGUAAGAACACCAACAAUAAAGAGCGAAGAUUCUGUUACUACUUAGGUGGUACAGAGGAAUCCGCUACCGGAAUUUUACAGGAACUCUCCAAACCGCUGAGCUGGUCCAUGCCGGCUGAUAAAAUUUGCGAAAAACUGAAAAAGAAGGAUGCCCAAAUUUGCGAUCUUCGAUUCGAUAAAGUGAUUGACGUCGAUUCCGUCGAUCUCAAAAAGCUUAAAGUUAGGGACUUGAAAAAGAUUCUUUCCGACUGGAACGAGGAAUGCGAGGGAUGUUUAGAAAAGUCUGAUUUAAUUAAAAGAAUUGAAAUGACUAGAAAAAAGCAUACAAAAACUGAAUUGUAGUUUUUUGUUACAAUUAAAUUGUUAACCUAAUAAAACAUUAAAAUACUUAAAAAAA